Molecule: messenger RNA, 8711 nt
Organism: Penaeus indicus
Lineage: Eukaryota; Metazoa; Arthropoda; Malacostraca; Decapoda; Penaeidae
Product: multiple epidermal growth factor-like domains protein 6
Exons: 34
Coding region: 416-5626 (1736 amino acids)
Biological process (GO): heterophilic cell-cell adhesion
Molecular function (GO): scavenger receptor activity; calcium ion binding
Source: RefSeq, a predicted model, not a curated record
UCGUUGCUGUGAUCACCUCAGUUACCACGAGAACGUAAAGGAGGAGAGUCGUGCCUCUUAGACCUCUGUCGCUCUCACCACGUGCCCUCUCUCUCUCGCUCUGACUGACUCGAGACUUGGUGUUGUUCACAAUCAAUAUGAAUGCCCCAGGAUCGAGGAAUGUGGUGGAUGAGUGACUGUGCUUGUCUAAAUAAAAAGGAUAUAUAGUUUUACCCGAUCAAAAAAUGUAUUUUCCGUGUGAUGAUACUCAUGGAUGAUUAUAUCGCGGCGAAAAAUUAUUGAAACUAAUAUAAACUAUUUGAAACAACAAAACAAAAACGAAACAUUGCGGAGGGAGAUUUUCAUAACAAAGACCGUGCAGUUAGAGUGAGAGGAUAAACUAUCAGUGGAAAGGGUGAGAGAGGAAAAAAUCAAGAUGGACGUGAAGAAGCCCCUAGUUGUUGUAAUGGUGCUUGUGGCCACCUUACUUCCUUCAGGGACCGCCGCUUCCCACGAACUGCAGCGUGGAAUGCCCAACGUGUGCGAGUACCAGCGGGAGGAGACCAUAGAGGUGCGAGUGCCGCGUGUGAGGGCCUUCACCGCCGCCGUCAGGGUGUACCGGCCGGGCUGCUUCCUCAACAUCCCGUCCUGCAUUACUCAUGAGAGAAGGACCCAGUACAAAACAGUCCCCCAUUUCGAGGAAGAAGUCGUCACGCUGCGCAUCUUCAGGUGCUGCCCCGGCUGGACCACCAAGGCGGUGGACGUGGAAAAGGGCGGCAAGAGACACGCGGAGGACGAGGAGGACAACGCUUACAACACCGGCUGCUUCAUCCGGGAGGAGGAAGCCAACGACACGAGCGAGGUGAUCCACGAGGGAAAGGUUUACCGCCUACACGAAGGCGGCGCGGAGGAGGAGGAUGACCCGGCCAACAGCACCAGCGAGGAGGAGCUCAUUCUCCCGAAGUUCACUCUGACGACCAUCAUCGACGAAGAAGACGCCGACGACAACGAGACUUCUCACAGCUCGGCAGAUGACGCCACGACGGCGGAGCAAUCGGAUGCGAGUUCCUCGCCUCGCCUCUUCCAUCACCGCCGCCGCCACGCCCGCCAUCGCCACCGGCCGGCGCCCUCGGAGGCGCCCUCCCUCGAUGCGCUGCCCAAAUACCACCCCCUCCACCGCCGUCGCCACCAGUUCAGGGGCGACCACCACCACCGACGCCAUCACCGACAUCGUGCUCCGACGAGUCGAGAUGAGGACGUCGAGGCCAACACGACCAUCAUCACCGACUACAACGCCAACGCCCGACGACAGAGGUCUCACAAGAAGGACGAAGGCUUCGACGCCUACAGCUACACCAUUAUUCUGACGGAAGGUAAAAAGGGCGGAAGGCAAAACCAGGACGCCAGGCGCCCCCAGGCCGGCCACAGGGCGGAGCAUGCGUCCAGGGCUGGAGAGGUGGUCGAGGCGGGCACCGGGAGGGUCUACGCUGCUUGCGGGAGAUCCUUCUGCUACAACAGAGGGCGCUGCGUCUUCAACCGCUGCAUGUGUCCGCCUGGCUUCUACGGGUCCCGCUGCCAGUUCGGCGCGGGCGCGUGCGGGGGCGGCGGCUGUGAGCAGGAGUGCGGCAGCCCCGAUUCUGCGGGAGGAGCCGCCUGUGCGUGCAGGCCUGGGUACAGCCUGAGCCACGAUGGGCGGCGCUGCGAGGCGGCGGAUCCCUGCCAGCUCGACAACGGCGGCUGUCAGCACCGGUGCGAGGUGUCCGACGGCCAGGCGCGGUGCUCGUGUCCGGAGGGCAUGAGGCUAAGCGACGACCAGCGUACCUGCACCGACGAGGACGAGUGCCAGACGCCCGACAUCUGCAGCCACCAGUGCCGCAACACCUGGGGCUCCUACACCUGCCUGUGCAAUUCCGGUUACCAGCUGGGCACCGACCACAAGUCCUGCUACAUGAUAGACAUGGAGGUGAUUAACUCCUGUCUGGAGAACAACGGCGGGUGUGAACACAUGUGCCGCCACGCAUCAGGCGGCGCCGUGUGCAGCUGUCAUGUCGGCUACUUGCUUCAGCCUGACCAGAGAUCCUGUCAGGACAACAACGAAUGCGAGUCGGGUAGCCACCGGUGCGAACAACAGUGCGUCAAUACCCCCGGGGGCUACGCGUGCGCUUGCAGGCAGGGAUACACUCUCAACACUGACGGUUUCGCCUGUGACGAUGUGGAUGAAUGCGCACAGGAGAACGGAGGAUGUGAACACGAGUGCAAGAACACCCCAGGCUCUUUCAGGUGCUCUUGCAGGAGAGGGUACCUGCUCGUUGAUCUUACACACUGCGACAUGAUAGACUACGACUACGCCAGCAACGAACUGGAAGCGAGAAUCACACAACUUGAAGACGACAGCGAAGGGGACUCGACUCCUCCAGAACUUGACGAAUUUGACACCAUUACGUACGCAGAGCAGGCAAAGGUGGACAACAUCAUUACCCGUUGCGUCCCAGGCCACUUCGGACCCGACUGCGAACUGACCUGCAGUGACUGUCCCGGCGAAUGCGACCCGGAGGCUGGGGGAUGCGUGUGCGAAGCGGGGAAAACCGGGCCGGCCUGUGACCUGCCUUGCCCCGAAGGCUUCUACGGCGUUGGGUGUAAUGAGGUAUGCAGGUGUGAGAACGGCGGGACCUGUGAGGCUGUGAACGGGGACUGCAUUUGUCCCCCGGGCGUCUCUGGCAAGUUCUGUGAAGAUGGCUGCCCUGCUGGUUAUUACGGCGAAAAGUGCGAACGGCGCUGCCCAAUGAUGUGCCCCUCGAUGCGUUGCAACAGGGUCUUUGGCUUCUGCGAGUGCAAUCCAGGUCGCUUCGGGCCCAAGUGCAACAUGCCGUGCCCUGCGAUGACCUGGGGUGCUAACUGCCGCCACCCUUGCAAGUGCCAAUUGCAGAACACCGCGCGCUGCCAUCCCGAGAGCGGCGUGUGUGAGUGCCAGGCCGGCUUCGUGGGCGCUGACUGCUCCGAGGAGUGUCCGUCCGGGCGGUGGGGCGCAGGAUGCAACCACGAGUGCCAGUGUGCCGACGGUGUCACGUGCCGACCCGACACCGGUGCCUGUGUCGUCGACUGCCCGCCUGGCUACCGGGGACCUGGUUGCAAUGCGAGUUGCGACGAUGGACACUACGGCCCGGGUUGCAUGAAAGUGUGCACGUGCGGAAUGCUGCCAUGCGACCCAGUCUCCGGCACUUGCUUGUGUCCAGCUGGCACUUACGGCCCCUCUUGUCUUCACCAGUGUUCUGAGGGACAGUGGGGGCAGAGUUGCCUUCAGAAGUGCCAGUGCCAGAAUGGGGGGAAGUGCAACAGAGUGACAGGCGAAUGCAACUGCCCAUUAGGAUACACGGGCCCUACUUGCGAAGCUAAGUGCCCGCCUGGAAGGUUCGGCAAAGACUGCAGUGAGACGUGCAGCUGCCUCAACGGUGCCGCGUGUCACCAUGUCAGUGGAAGAUGCGAGUGCGCCUCGGGCUUCACGGGGCAGCGGUGCGGGCAGCCGUGCCCCCUGGGGCGCUUCGGGCCGGACUGCGUGCACAUGUGCGACUGCGACAACAGCGGCGGCUGCGACCGCGUGAGCGGCGAGUGCAACUGCGCCCCCGGGUGGCGAGGACCGCACUGCACGCUGCCCUGCCCUGAUGGCACGUACGGGUCAGGAUGUGCCAUGAACUGCAGCUGUGCCAACGGUGCCAAGUGUGAUCACAUAUCUGGCGCCUGCAUGUGCACACCAGGCUGGCGUGGAACUUUCUGCUCGCGGCCUUGUCCCGACGGCUUCUGGGGCCAGGACUGCCGCUCCCACUGCGGCUGCAGCGCGGGUGCGACCUGCGACCCUACUACUGGCGCGUGUGUCUGUCCGCCGGGCAAGCAUGGCCAGUACUGUUCGAAAACCUGCCCCGUGGACCGAUGGGGCAGCGACUGUCAGCACGUAUGCCUUUGUCACAACGGAGGGACAUGCGACCGCGUAUCCGGCGCCUGCGUUUGCCCCGCGGGCUACACCGGCGCCACCUGUCAGGACAGAUGCCCCAAGGGAAGCUACGGCACGAAUUGCCAGCACACAUGUCUGUGUCAACAUGGUGCCACGUGUCAGCAUGAUACUGGUGCCUGCGUGUGUCCCCCUGGGUUUAGCGGCACUUACUGCGAAACUGGCUGCGAGGACAACCGGUUCGGGCCUGGCUGCGUACUAGAGUGCGAGUGCCAGAACGGAGGCAAGUGCGACCCGGCAACUGGAGCCUGCCAGUGCCCCCCGGGCUGGCGCGGCCACAUGUGUCAGAAGCCCUGUCAGCGAGCAUUCUGGGGCGAAGGCUGUGAGCAUGUGUGUGACUGCGAACACGGGGCACAGUGCCACCACAUCACAGGGAAGUGCCAGUGUCCUCCUGGAUAUAUCGGCGACAAGUGCCAUAUCAUCUGCCCCGACGGCUACUUCGGCGAGGAAUGCAACGAGCGAUGCGCGUGCGAGGACGGCGAGCCAUGUGACCACAUGACUGGUGCCUGCUCUUGCUCACCAGGGCGACGGGGGUCACAGUGCCAUGAGUACUGUCCUGAGGGCCAGUGGGGCGAGCAGUGCCAGCAGAGAUGCGAGUGCGAGGGGUCGUCCCUCUGCGACCCGGUCACCGGCGAUUGCUUCUGUCCCGCGGGGCUGCGGGGCCGCAAGUGCCGCCGAGGAUGUCCUCGCGGCUACUACGGCGUCGACUGCGAACAAAAAUGCAAGUGCGCGGACGGCAGCGCCUGUGACCCCGUGAGCGGACAGUGCCAGUGUCGCCCAGGGUUCUUCGGCCCAACGUGCUCGCUGCCCUGUCCGGCUGGCACCUACGGCCCUAACUGCAAUACGACGUGUAACUGCGAGCACGGCGGCGUCUGCGGCAGGAACGGUGAGUGUCGGUGUCCCGCGGGGUACAGAGGAUCUCGGUGUGAAGAGCGGUGUCCGAGCAACACCUGGGGCUUCAACUGCGCCUUCGAUUGCAAGUGCAGCAACGACGCCAUCUGCCACCCGGCCACGGGCGAGUGCCAGUGCGGCCUCGGGUGGACCGGGCAGCACUGCGCCGAGGCGUGCGGCCCGGGCCGCUAUGGGCCGGACUGCAAGCUGGACUGCGCCUGCCACCACAACGCCUCCUGCGACCGCUUCUCCGGCUGCUGCGACUGCGGGCCUGGCCGCUUCGGACGCUUCUGCGAGCUAGAAUGUCCAGCUGGCUUCUACGGCGUCUACUGCAGUAGCGUCUGCGAGUGCGAGAACAACGCCAGCUGCGAUCCCCACACCGGCCAGUGCCGCUGCCCACCGGGCUUCACCGGCGGCACCUGCGCCGACGCCUGUCCCGCGGGAACGUUCGGCGCACAGUGCAGACAAACGUGCGAGUGUGGAGAAUAUCCCUGUGAUAAGGUCAGCGGAGAGUGCCAAUGUCCUCCUGGCACCUAUGGGGAUUAUUGUGCCAAACCUUGCGGUCUUGGAAGGUAUGGCCCUGGAUGCAAACAGGUGUGCGAGUGCCACAACGGGGGCAGCUGCCACCCUGAGACGGGGCACUGCACCUGUACCCCAACUUGGCUGGGACCCACGUGUCAGGAAAAGGACGUUUCAUUCAUCACCACAAGUGAUCAACGCGGUCGAGCAGACAUCCCUGUGGAACUAAGCUGAGUUUAGAAAUAUGAAAAGUAUUACUUAUAAAAAAAAACUAAUAAUAACACGACAACAAAUGAUGGAUUUCGAGAAUUCAAGAAUGAGAGGAAAAUACAGUACCUCAAAACAGGUCAGAAUGAUCACUUUAUUUGAUCGUUCGUUUCACUUGAAAUAAGUUUUGCGGCAGUGAAUUCUGUACUCCCAAUAUCCGUAUUAAGUUAUAACCACUGUUUAUUUCUCCAAGUCCUACCAUAAACCCCAAGAUCAAGACAUUCUUCAUUAUUUCCGGGUUGUAUACAGAAUAAAGAAUUACAGGAUAUAAAUAUCAAAUAUUACGCCGUCAUUGUUGUAAUAACUGAUUUUAAUUGCUAAGGUUGUAUAAAAUGCUGAAGCUAUUUUAUGUAUGUAACUAGCUGUAGAAGCUUUGUAAUCGGUUGCUUAAGUUAAGCCAUUUACUCCGCGCCUUUGUGUAACUGUGUGUGUGUUCGUGUAAACCAAUGAGAAUGCAGAAGAUUUUACGCUUGCUACAAAUUAUCAACAGUUUAACGAAGUCUAAUUACAGAUGCUCAGAAUGUGGUGAUAAGAAAAUUACAUAACCAGGAUUUGCAUAAUCUUUACAUCUCAAGUAAAAACGAAAAUACUUUUUAUCGGUAAAUCCUUUAUCAUUUCAGUUGGUAAAUGAUAGUUUUAGAUAGGCAUUACUUAGACUUCCUUAAUCUUAUAUUAUUUCCCGCACGGCUGAUAUUUCGUGAUUUAAUAAAAAUGAUAACGAUUCGGGCAAAGGUAGUCAAUUAUUAUUUUUAUAUGAGAACCUUAAAAUUGAUUCUACUCUCCAAAAUAUAAUAUCUCUACAUCCUUCCUGUUACUCUAUCUCUGCCUGUCUUUUCUUAAUAAAUGUCUUUUAAUGUGUUUACGGUCCGUGUGCAGUAUUUAAAUUCCACAUUUUAGAUCAAAUGUAAUACUGUUUAGUCUUAAAUCGCCACUUAUUCAUGUUUCUAAUUUUAUCAAUACCUACAAGAAAUUUUAUGAACACUAGACUUUCAAAGUAUUAUAGUAGAGUUAUCCAGUUUUGUGUGAGUAUAUUCGAUAACAGUGUGUUUUCCGUUCGACUUUAUUUUAUCACAAAGAAAUUUAAAUGGCAACUUGAUGUAUUUUUUCGGAUGUUGACGAAAUGGUUUGAACUCCCGAGGCACAUUCUAUCAUUAUCAUUGUUAUCAUUUAUCAACUUUUGUUUUUACGAUUAGCAUUUACCAUUAUUAAUUAUUAUCUUCAUUAUUGUUCUUAAUAUUAUUAUCAUUAUCUUUUAUAUUAUUGUUACUAUUAUUAUUAUUGUUAUUAUUAAUAUUAUUGUUAUAAUUAUUAUUAUUGUUAUUAUUAUUAUAAUUGUUAUUAUUAUUAUUAUUAUUACUAUUAUCAUUUGUUAUUAUUAUUAUUAUUAUCAUUAUUAUUAUCGUUAUUAUUAUUAUUAUUAUUAUUAUUACUAUUAUUAUAUCAUUAUGAUUAUUAAUAUCAUUAUCAUGAUCGCCAUCAUCAUCAUCAUCAUCAUCAUCAUCAUCAUUAUCAUCAUCAUUACUGUCAUUAAUACUUUCAUUGUUAUGAUGAUUAUUAUCAUUUUAUAAUGAUGAUAAUAAUGGUAAUAAUGAUGUGAUGGUGAUGAUGGUGAUUAUUAUAAUUUUUAUUAUUAUUAUCAUCAUUAUUAUUAUUUUCAUCAUUUUUGUUAUUAUUGUUAUUGCUAUUAUUAUCAUUGUAAUCAUUAUUAUAAUAAAAAUUAUAGCUAUUAAUAUUAUCAUAAUCGCCAUCACCAUUAUUAUUAUUAUGAUUAUUAUCAAAAUCAUCGUCAUUAUUAUUAUCAUAAUCAUCAUUAUUAUUAUCACUGUUAUUAUUGUUAUUAUUAUUAUUAUUAUUGUUAUUAUUAUUAUUGUUAUUAUUACUAUUAUUAUUAUUAUCAUUAUUAUUAUUAUCAUUGUUAUCAUUAUUAUUAUUAUUAUGAUUAUGAUUAUUAUUAUUAUCAUUAUUAUUAUCAUUAUUAACAUUAUUAUUAUUAUUAUUAUUAUUAUCAUUAUUAUCAUUAUGAAUAUCAUUAUCAUUAUUAUUCGUAUUAUUAUUAUCACUAUAAUUACUAUUAUCAUUAUUAUUAUAACAAUUAUUACUCUUACUAUUAUUAUUAUUAUUGUUAUUAUUAUUGUUUUCAUUAUUAUUAUUAUUAUUAUUAUUAUUAAUACCAUCAUCAUCAUCAUUAUCAAUAUCAUCAAUAUUAACAUUAUUAUUAUUGUUAUUAUUAUUAUUAUUACUUUUAUUUUCCUUAUUAUUAAUAUUACCAUCUUGAUCAUCAUAAUCGUACAAUUAUGAUAAUAAUAAAAAGAAAUAAUAGUACUAAUGAUAAUACUAAUGUUGAUAAUAAUAAUGAUAAUAACAAUAAAUGAUAAUAAUAACAAUGAUGAUAAUAAUAAUGAUAAUAACAAUAAUGAUGAUAUUAUAAUUUUUAUUAUCAUCAUCAUCAUCAUUGUUAUUAUUAUCAUUCUUAUUCCUAGUCUUAUUCAUAUUAUCAUUGUUAUUAUUAGUAGCGUUAUUAUUAUUAUCAUUAUUAGUAGCCUUAUUAUUAUUAUUAUUAUUAUUAUCAUUAUUAUUAUUAUCAUUAUUACUAUUAUUAUUAUUAUUAUUAUCAUUCUUCUUUUUAUUAUUAUUAUUAUUAUUUUCAUCAUUACCAAUAUAAUCAUUAUUAACGCUAUUAUUGUUAUUAUAAUCAUUAUCCUUAUUAUUUUAUUAUUAUCUUUUUAUUAUUAUCAUUGUCGUCAUCAUCAUUAUUAGUUACUAUCAUUAUUACCAUUUGUAUAAAGGUGAUUAUUAUUAUUAUCAUUAUAAUUGUUUUCAAUAUUUUCCUUGUUGUUAUUAUAAUUGUUCUUAUUUGUCUUUAUUUUUGAAAUGAUUAUUGCUAUUAUUAAUAUCAUUAUCACUAUCAUCAUCAUCAUUUAAAAGUAAAACAUUCUUGCGUUGUUCGGUGUUCAGUUCUGUUUAAGGAUCACUGCCAUGUGUUCUCAGCUUUAAAUUUGAUCUUUAAUGAUUUGUCCCUUUUUUUAAGAAAUAAAGAAUUUCGAAAACAGAA